CAAGCAUCAUGCUGCGGCCACGAAGCCCCAAGUGCUGAAGAGCGGGCUUGAGCCACGCUUCGGGCGCGGAAUGGCGCCCAAGACCCAGAUUGCUGGGGAAGAAGAGCCACCAGCGAAGGUUGCCAAGACCAGCCAUGAAGGAGUGGCUGACGAGCUGGAAAAGGAUGCACUGAAGGAUGCGCGACCACGAAUCGCCGAGACAGUGGGAAUGGUGACGGAGGAUAGCACUCUUAAUGUCAUCCCCACAAGUGGUGGCAAGGUCCUGAUGGGCUUGUCCGAUGCGGGAUUGCAGUUCCUGGUGGCGGCUUCCCGCGCCAAUGUUGGAGUCAAGUCAGGGAGGUACAUGUUCGAAGUCCGAGUUGUGGAGGUCCUACUGCCAACCAUGCCAGGAGGGCGAAUGGCCCCGCUGCAGCCAAUUUCUCGGCAGCAGUGCCGGGUCGGUUUCUCCAAGAAAGGCUCCUCGCUAUUUCUUGGAGAGACAGAAGACUCAGUCUGCUUCGAUUCAGAUGGCUGCUUCAUCAACAACAAGCACAAGACCAACGUAGCAGAAAGGUUUGUCCGUGACAACGUUUUUGGGGUUCUCCUGAACUUGGACCCAGCCAGCCCAAAUGCGAACACCAUCAGCUUGUUCAAAGACGGCCGACGGGUGUCGAAGCCACAGCCGCUUCCUGAAGGGCUUGUUGGCCACGCCCUGUUUCCUCACGUUUCCUUCAGAAAUGUGACUUUGCAGGUGCACUUCGGACCUGGCCUGAUUGCACCAGUCCCAUUUGAGUGCUGCACCAUUCAGGAAGCAGCAAAGGAAGAUGCAGUAAUAGCAUCCUCGAGCUGUAGCCAAGAUGGCAAGUUUGAGAUCCUGUUUCCCAUUGCACUUCCAGAUGAAGGAACCUUCGAUUGGUUGGACGACUUCUUGGAGAAUCAUCCUGGGUACACUGAAGUCAGUGAUCGAAAGAUUGUGGAAUGGGCUACAGGAAGUGGUCUGGGAAAGCCCAGGACCACAUCCUUGAAGAACAGCAACGACAAGCCCGACGUCACCUUCGGAAUUCAGGCGCUUGAUGAAAUGACUCCGAGAAAACUUCUCUACACCAUAGCCCCUUUGAUUCCGCGGAACUACGUGGUGAUGGAAGUGAAAUCCAAUCUUCUGAAAUCUGAACGACAGGACUUGCUGCAUCGCUUUGACCUGCCACACUUUCGGCGCGUUGCUGCUGUGGUGGUGGGUGAGCCGCCCGAGAGCUUCAAGGUCAAAGUUCGAGCAGCCGUGCUGGCUGAGAAGCAGGAGAAGCUGGACACAGAGUGGAAAAUUCAGAAGGAGCGGAGACGGCAGAUGGAGAUGCAGCAAAAGCUCGUGAGAGAAAAGAUGGAGAAGCAAAAGGCAAUGGAGGAGGCUCAGAUGAAGAUGUUCGAAGCAACCAAGGCGGAAGGAGCUGAAGCGAAGGACGAAGAGGUGAAGACAGAAGAGGUCAAAGAAGAGGGCGUCAAGGAGGAGCCGGAUGUUGAGAUGAAAGAGGAACCACAGGAAGAAGAGCAGCCUCCAGUGGCAGAACUUGAUGAAGAGGAGCAGAAGCUUUGGUUCUUGCCACGACCUGUUACCGACAUGGUGGCACCUGUUUUCAACAGUACCUUUGCAGAUUUCACACUUCCCACAGAUGAAGAAAACUUCACGGAGAUUCGCUACGAAUGGGCAACAGAGCUUGCAAGCAAGGAGUACAUGAGGUCGUGGAUGCAAGCGAAGAAGAUCACCAGCCGCGUAGAGGAUCUCGUGCCGUCCGAGUGGUUCAACGCCAGAGUGGGCGAUUGGUCGAAGUUGUCCAACGAGUGGCAGGUGAAGCAGAAGGACUUCAAGGCAGAUCCACUCAGGCAGCAAGCCGCGGAGCUUCGCGCUGACAAGGAGAAGAGAUACCACCAGAAACAAGAAAGGGAGAAAUCAAAGGAGGCUGGAAGUGCCGAAGGUGAAGCUGAGGCAGAAGCUGAGGCAACUGCAGAUGCUGAGCUCGAGGGCUUUGUCCCUCCGGACGUUUUCACCGUGGACGUCAAUGACAUUGGCGAAGGAGAGCCGCUGUUUGCGAACUUCACCUUCGAGGACUGGGCAUUGAUGAACCUGCGCUUUGAGAUAUCUUUGCUCAUGCAAUUCUUCCGACAGGAGGUGACAGAUCCAGAGAGGCCAGGCAUCCACGAGUCCCACGUCGGCUACUACUACAACCGCUGUUUCAGAAAAGCAUUGAACCCGAAGUUGUUUGGUGUCACAACAGCUGCGGAAGUCUGUGACUUCAUCAAAGACGUCGUGACGGUCCUGGACAAUGGGAUCCUAUCACCUGUACUGACUGAAGAACAGACUGCCGACCUGGAGAAGUUGUUGCGCCUCACAGAGGAAGCUCGGAGAGAAAGGCAACAGCGUUUGGAGGGUGGUGAUGAAAGCUGCAGGCUGAAAUUCUCGGCCAUCAUGCAGCAGCAGAUGACCCAGUCGCAUCAGCCGUCCUGGGGAGGGAAAGGUGGCCCAAUGCCCAAGUCUGGCGGAUGGCCGGGCGCUGCUCAAUGGCCUGGAGGGCAGCCCGUGGCGGCUCGCCCAGGCUUUGUGCCCCGGCCCAACAUGCCGCCAGGACUUGCAGCCAGAGGUUGGGGUCCAUCCUAUGGUUGGGCUGGUGGCUACCAAGGCUGGUGAUGCAGACCCUGUCCAAGCGAGAAAAAAAGGAUGGCUGCC
This is a messenger RNA of Cladocopium goreaui, 2695 nucleotides long. The record is from the annotation of a GenBank genome assembly. NCBI's taxonomy places the organism in Eukaryota, Dinophyceae, Suessiales, Symbiodiniaceae.